UUCUGACUGGGUUAGCAAUUUUGGCCUACAGAUCCUAUUUCUUCUCCCAGGUGGCUUUUGAGAAAGUGACUGUGUCUUUCAAUGAGGAGGAGUGGGCCUUGCUGGACUCAGACCAAAUGGCCCUUCACAGGGAAGUCAUGGAAGAGAAUUUGGCAAUCCUGGACUCUCUGGGUGGUGAUAGACAAGAGAGACAGCAAGUAAGAAUACCAAGGAUGUCUUUGCUGCAAAGAGUCCAACAUCAACAGAAGAAUGGGAAGGGAAGCAAAAUUUCUAUCCAAGAAAUAAAAAAGAAAGAAGAGGAAGAGAGUAAAUGUAUUUCUCUUGAAAGUGAGGGGAACCCCAGUUGUAAAGAAAACCUUGGUCUUCACAGGGGAAUUGAUGUAGAAAUAAUUCACACACAAAAAAGAAAAUGCAGAAAGAAUUUGAAGGGAAAGACAAAUCUGACUCGUCAUCAAAGAAUUCAUGUGGGAGAGAAGCCAUUUAAAUGCUUAGAAUGUGGAAAGAAAUUCAAUCACAAGAAACAUCUCUCUUGUCAUCAAAGAAUUCAUACAGGAGAGAAGGCAUUUGAAUGUUUAGAAUGUGGAAAGAAAUUCAGUCAGAAGGGAAAUCUCCUUUGUCAUCAAAUAAUGCACACAGGAGAGAAGCCAUUUAAAUGCAUAGAUUGUGAAAAGCAAUUCAAGUACAAGACAAAUCUGACUCGUCAUCAAAGAAUUCAUGUGGGAGAGAAGCCAUUUAAAUGUUUAGAAUGUGGAAAGAAAUUCCACCAGAAGGUAGAGCUUAUUGGACAUCAAAGAAUUCAUACAGGAGAGAAGCCAUUUAAAUGCCUGGAAUGUGGAAAGUGUUUUAGUCAGAAGACAAAUCUCACUCGUCAUCAGCGAAUUCAUAUGGGAGAGAAGCCAUUUAAAUGCUUGGAAUGUGGAAAGAAAUUCAGUCACAAGUCAAAUCUCACUUAUCAUCAAAUAGUUCAUACAGGAGAGAAGCCGUUUAAAUGCCUGGAAUGUGGAAAGUGUUUCAUUCAGAAGACAGAUCUCACUCGUCAUCAAAGAAUUCAUACAGGAGGGGCUUCCGGGGAGCUGGCCUCCAGGAAAAAUUCACAGGUUCUCAACCUUGGCUCUGCUAAGGAUUUGGACUUCAACUCCCAGAAGCUCAGCCAGCUUUCCAAAUGA
This is a messenger RNA of Sceloporus undulatus (fence lizard), 1166 nucleotides long. RefSeq names its product gastrula zinc finger protein XlCGF8.2DB-like. Gene Ontology annotation, biological process: regulation of transcription by RNA polymerase II. The record is from RefSeq and is a predicted model, not a curated record. Lineage: Eukaryota; Metazoa; Chordata; Lepidosauria; Squamata; Phrynosomatidae. Gene Ontology annotation, molecular function: DNA-binding transcription factor activity, RNA polymerase II-specific; RNA polymerase II cis-regulatory region sequence-specific DNA binding. The transcript has 3 exons. The coding region runs from base 117 to 1166 and encodes 349 amino acids.